GUCAGCUCAUUUUUCCCACUUUCUCCAAUGGCUCCGGUAACAGCACGUCUUCUAAUAUCGUUAGGCGGCUUCUCUGAGACACUCUACCGGUGUUAUCGCUCUUAAAAUCUGCUAGCUUGGAGCAAGCCCAUGUUGGACUGGCGCUGCUUAUCGCCUGACAACACUCGUCCUCUUCGCCUUUGCACAUAAAAGUAUUCUUUUCUCACACAUUUCUGGCAAAAGAUGGCUCAAACGGCGGGUUUGGAAGACGUGCUGGCGGCGGUCGCUGACAAGUCGAGUUCGAAAACUGCUGGACUCCGAAGUCGACCGGGCUCCAGCGAGAGGGACGCUCAGGUGCGGGCAGUGAAAGCCGCGCUGCAGUCCCGCCUGGGGCCCUACGAGCCGCUGCUCACCUACCUUCAGUCGGUGCUGGUGUGGGAAAGACCAGUCCAAUGUCUGCUACUCUACGUGCUGGUCAACGUUGUGUUCUGGUUCUUUGCCCUGACGUCCCUGCGUCCGUUGUUCCUGCUGGCGUCCGGCAUGGUGGUCGUGGUCUGCGUGGAAACAUGGAGGAAUAAGAUUUGGCCAAAGCUCAGAGUCAGGAACCGGGAUGAAUCCGAAAGUGAGAGCUGGGGCCUGGUGCAGCCCGGCAUCCUCAGCGUACCCGAGCUGUGUCACCACAUCGCAGAGGCUUGGGUCAGCGCGGUUGUUCUUGCGUCCAAUGUGAUGCAUUUCAAACGAUUCAACCCCGGCAAGUUCUGCAUCCUGACCUCCUGCCUCUUCUUCUCUUUGGCUGUGAUUGGACGCUACGUUCCUGGGUUGGUGCUCUCCUACUCAGCUGUGUUGGCAACCCUCCUUGCCCCACUCGCAGCCUACAACCGAGUUUUUCAGCGCGUGUUUGUGAAGCUGGAGCCGGGCCUGCAGCGCCUUGACUUCAGCGUCAGUGGAUACAUGAUGUCCAAGCCGCUGGACAACCAAUUUUUGCGCAUCCCUCUGCGCGGCGUCGUCUCCGACGAAGACAGUGAAGAGGAGCUGGCUGCUUUCUGUCCUACGUUUGACGAUGGUGUCGUGGCGAAGGAACUAACUCUGACUGACUCGGAGCACUCUGACGCUGAGAUUUCAUACACUGAGAACGGGACAUUUAACCUGUCCCGGGGCCAGACACCAUUAACAGAGGGCUCUGAGGAUCUGGACAGACACAGCGACGCCGAGGAAUCUUUUGCUCAGGAUCUUCCCGACUUCCCUUCUAUCAACCCAGAGGCCACCCUGCUGGAGGACGACGACGACACCAGCAUCGGGCUGCCCAGCCUGCAGAGUCACCGUGCUUCCGUACUAGAUGUAGAUUCUCACCUGGACUCAGACCAGGAGGACCUAGAUGCCGAAAUGUCCCUCAGCGGCCUGCCGCCCGCCUCGGACUUCGCGGGCGAACUGGCGGGCGACAUCGCCAGCAACAUGAUCCGAGCGGCACUGGUCAGCGCCAUGGGGACCCGGCGUCCCUCAGCCCAGCGCGGACGAGUGCCCCCCAGGGCGAACGCCCGCCGCGGCUACCGCAAGCAGUCCAGCUCGGAGCUGGACACGGACUUUGACGUGGAAGACUUUGAGAUGCUGGAUCAGUCCGAACUGAGCCAGAUGGACCCCAUCGGACAAGGGCAACGUCGAGAGAGUCAGGGCUCCAACUUCCUCUCAAACUUUCUCGGUAAACCCCAGUGAAAAAAAAAAGUUUAAACCUUUAUGGGUGAGUUGGAAUCUUACAUAUUAGCAAAAUAUUUUAAUGUUAAACCCCUGCCCCUGUCUGGUCAGCAUCACCUUUCGCACUGUGAAUAUUUUAUGGAACACAUUGGAUCCUGCGGGAGUAAGAAAAUAUUUGUAUGUUAGAUGUCCAAUCCAUUUGAACUGGGAGGGUCACCCUCCCACUUCUAGUGGAUUUGACAUGUACUAGUGAUAAAGUCAAAAAAAUUCACAGUUAAAGGUGAUUGGAUGCCACAUGAUUGGCUGUCUAGAAUCGUCAGUAGCACUGGAAGAGUUGAUCAUUGUGGGACCAAAUCUGACAUUCCCAUUCAAGCCAUCAACUGUUCCUUCGUUACCGGAGUUGCUUUUCUGCUAAUUUACACUUCUUUGCAAGUUGUGUAAAGGUUGCACAUUUUUAUUUCGAAGACAAUCUGGAAUGACACACUGACAAAAAUGUGUUCUAGGAAUUGUAAAGAGUGUGCAUUAACUCUUUCAGUGCCGUUGACAAUGGUAGACGUCCAAUCAUGUGGUGUGUGAAUUCUACAAGUUUGUCACUAGUAGAAAAAUAUUUUACUGUGGGGUUCUGUUACUUUUAGAGUUUAGUUUUGUCUUUGCUGUAUGAACAACUUGACAUGCUCUUUAAAUGAUUGUUUGCAAAAGAACUCCAAUCCAUUUGAAAUGAUUCAUUUGCUGCCAUGCCUCCUACUUCAAAUGAAUUUGACACCUUGUUGUGUGACAAACUCAUUAAAAUUCAUAGCAAAAGGAUGAUUGGACGCCACAUGAUGGGACAUCGGUGGAUGUCAAUGGCACUGUAAGAGUUAAACAACCCAAUGCAGCCGAAAGUCAUGCUGAGCUUUAUUUUUUUUUUCAAGUUUAUACAAUCACGAGACACUUUUGGUUUCCUUAAAAGUGACCCAUCUUUUCGGUAUUUUAGUUUUUAAAAGUGGCCGGUGAAUUUUUACCUGACUACACAUUGACUUAAUGAAAACAUGAAUUGAUAAUCCAUACAGUACACUCAAGUGAGCCAGUUUUGAGUUCAAUCAGAAUUCUUGUCUUUUCACAUGUGGUUUUGAUAGAAAAUCACAUUCCCAUGAACAAUCAGCACAAAAACAGCUGGAUUCACUUUACAAACAGGCAAAGAACAAUUGACUCUCUGUUCAAUUGUGUAUUUUCCUCUCUGCAAUCGUUUUUUAUAUGUUUUGAUGUGAAAAUUAUAUUGAAUAAACUGUUUUCGACUAAAAUGCUUGGGAUUUUA
This is a messenger RNA of Corythoichthys intestinalis (scribbled pipefish), 2962 nucleotides long. It is a transcript of the gene retreg3, whose product is annotated as reticulophagy regulator family member 3. NCBI's taxonomy places the organism in Eukaryota, Metazoa, Chordata, Actinopteri, Syngnathiformes, Syngnathidae. The transcript has 9 exons. Bases 223 to 1689 code for a protein of 488 amino acids. Gene Ontology annotation, biological process: reticulophagy. The record is from RefSeq and is a predicted model, not a curated record.